UUAGUCGAGGCAUAUUGAAAGGGAAAAUUUUCCAACUUCCCAGCCCGGCAAAAUUCCCGCUGAAUCGUGAAAACAAACCCAGAAGCUCUCUGUUGAACCUACUACCAAACUGAAUCAGCGAUUCCCCUCUUGCCAUUCGAAAAAAAAAAAGAAAACCCUCCGCUCCUUCAAAUUUGGAAAGAAAAAAAAUGAGAAAAAAAACUCCGGCCUUUAAGCGCAGACCAAGGAAUUCCAUCCCUCCUUCAAACGUCCAAUACAUCUAUCCACUCCACUAUCAGGAUGACGAUAAUGAAGAAUAUCAUUUACAUGGUAAUGAAAAUGGAGAAUCAGCGGACAUUGGUUCUAGUCAAGAUAAUGCUAAUAAUAGCGAUGAUGUUAAGGAUGAUGACACUGAGAAGGAAGGUGGUGGUGAUGGCAGUGGUAGAGGCAUUGCUGGCUAUUAUGAUAAUGAUUUGGUUCCUGAUGAUGUUAAUGAGAAGGAUGAGGAUGACAAUGCUGUAGUUCCAGAUUGUGUUGAGGAUGGGUGAAUCUGCAGGAGUGAAAUGUAUCCUUGCUGAUUGGUAGGAGGCUUUCUUAUAGCUGCAGUGGAGGAAGCAGUCCGGUCUUGGUUUGCAGCGAAAAUGAUUGCCCCAUUGCUAUGCACAAGGCGCACAUGAGUACUGAACCCGAUUUUGACGAUACCGGUAAAUUCUACUGUCCUUAUUGUUGGCACAAGCAUGUGUAGCAAGGACUGAAGAAUUGAGAAAGGAAGCUUUGUUGGCAAAGAAGGAAUUGUUAAACUUUAUACAUUCGAAGCUGAAUGAUGGAAACGGAGAGAAGCAGGAAGAUGAAGCAGGCACAUGAAGCAGCUAGUCUAUCGACAUCAAGGAAAGAAAAUUCUGGAGAUUGUGGAAAUGGUCUAAUGAUGAUGGUAAUCAGACAAUAUAUUGUAAUCAGGAGCAAACCAUGUGUAUUGUGUCCAAGGCAAAGAGAAAUCUGUUGAUGAAAGUACCUCCAAAGCUCAUGGGGUUGACAAUGUUGCAGAUGGACAAAUAAUGCAAGAGGAGGAUAUAGAAACAGUGAAAAUGAUGCAAGUUUAUUGGAAGAUAACCAAGGGAAGAACGGGACGGAUGGGCUAGUUCGGCCAAAUGCAAUAGGAACUAGUACAGCACAUAUGACAAAAGAUGCUACAUCCAAGGUGCCUGCAUUGAUAGUUUUGAGUUUGUAUCACCUGAUUUGGAUGCCGGGACAGUUGUCCGUCGAAUGCGCAUCAAACACAGCUAAUAGGGCACGACUUUGGCAAGUAGAUUCACCAAAGAUUCCCUCCUUUCAACCAGGUACCAGUGCCAAUGAUAAGAUGAAAAACCUCCAAGGAAAAGCUACAACAGCUGAAUACUCGGUCCAAUGUCAAGAAUUAAACCAGCAAAUUAUGAAUCCGAUACUGGGUAAUGGAAAACGUAAGCCAUUACCUUGGACAACUGAAGAGGUAGACAUACUGAAGGAGGGAGUGCGAAGAUUUUCACUGACUGCAAACAAAACAUCCCCUGGAGGAAAAUUAUGGAAUUCGGUCAUAAUGUUUUCGACAGCAUCGUAUUCCGGUUGACCUUAAGGAUAAGUGGAAGAAAAUUAUGGCCGAAGAGGACCCGAAAAUUAACUAGGGGGCACUGAUUCCUUUCUAGACUAAGGUAAUGUUUCUGGAUGAUAAUAUGUCUGUUUUGUGGUUAUCUCUCACUAAAUUAGGUUGGUGGCUGAUAAUGUAAAAAGUAGAAGUUACUGUUAUCUCCUCUUUUGCCUAUAUUAUGGAGAAAUUUGCUACAAUGUUGUAAAACUUUUUUGAAAACUUUGUAAAUCUGGAAUUAGCAUUCCCUAUGAAUCUU
Molecule: messenger RNA, 1856 nt
Organism: Hibiscus syriacus
Lineage: Eukaryota; Viridiplantae; Streptophyta; Magnoliopsida; Malvales; Malvaceae
Exons: 5
Coding region: 1154-1582 (142 amino acids)
Source: RefSeq, a predicted model, not a curated record